CACUCACUCACAUCACACACACCAUGGCAGACAUCACAGCGACAGAGGGCAUCGAGCGCCCGGCCAACCCGCCGACAGCGAAGCCGAGGAAGCGCUUCGUCGGCACCUCGGCGCGCGCGGGCAGCUCGCGCGCCGGUGGUGCCGCGCCGCGCCGCGUCGCCAACCAGGUCCCCGACGAGAUCCUCAACGACCCCGCCCUCCGCGAGGCCAUGAAGGGCCUGCCUGCCAACUACAACUUUGAGAUCCCCAAGACGAUCCACCACGUGCGCAAGGAGGGCGUCAAGACGGUCGCGCUGCAGAUGCCCGAGGGCCUCAUGAUGUACGGCUGUGCGAUUGCCGACAUUGUCGAGAGGUUUACUGGCGCCCAGCCGCUUCUCCUUGCCGAUGUGACGUACGGCGCGUGCUGUAUCGACGACUUCACUGCGCGCGAGAUGGGCGCUGAGAUGAUUGUGCACUACGGACACUCUUGCUUGAUUCCCGUCAACCAGACGAGCAUCAAGACACUGUACAUCUUCGUCGAGAUCGCCAUCGACACGCCGCACCUAUGCCUGUCGGUCCGGCGCAACUUCCCCUCCUCGCGGCCGGCGUUCCAGCGUGCCGUCCUCGGCGCGGGGCAGUCCGAGCCCGGCGCCAAGGUCGGCAUCUCGCUCGACGAGGCGGAGCGCGAGGCGAUGGGCAAGGCCGACGCGGACGAACUCCCUACCCGCCUAGCGCUGGUCGGCACGAUCCAGUUCGUAGCCGCUGUGCAGGCGCUGCGCGACGACCUGGAGAAGGCAAUGGCGCCGCUCGACGACGUCGACGAGGCGGGCGACGACGCGCUCGCCAAGAUCCGCCGCGGCGAGAUCGGCGUCUGGAGAGGCAAGUACGACAUCUCGGUCCCCCAGGUCCGCCCGCUGUCGCCCGGCGAGAUCCUCGGCUGCACCGCCCCCAAGCUCGGCGACGUCGACGCACUCAUCUACGUCGGCGACGGCCGCUUCCACCUCGAGAGCAUCAUGAUCGCCAACCCGUCCGUGCCGGCGUUCCGCUUCGACCCGUACUCGAAGAAGUUUACGCGCGAGUACUAUGAGCACGACGAGAUGCGCUCGGUGCGCGCCGACGCCGUGCGCGUGGCCCGCCGUAACCUCCUCGAGCGGGGCGCUGACAGCUGGGCCAUCCUCCUCGGAACGCUCGGCCGCCAGGGCAGCCUGAGCGUCAUGAAGACGGUCGCGGCGGGCUUGCCGCCCAGCGCGGACACCGUCCCGCCGCUCAUGGUCCUCCUGUCCGAAGUGUCUCCGGCCAAGCUGGGUCUGUUCUCCGACGCGGAGAUUUCGACGUUUGUGCAGACGAGUUGCCCGCGUCUGUCGAUCGACUGGGGGUACGCGUUCAAGCGGCCCCUGCUGAGCUCGUACGAGGCGAGCGUGGCUGCUGGCCGGAUCACGGGAUGGCACGGUGUCGACCUCGACGGACGCGAGAACGGAAAGGGCGACUACCCGAUGGACUACUAUGCGGACGGAUCUCUCGGCCCGUGGACGCCGCGCCACCAGCCGCCCAAGCCGCCAAGGGAGCCACGAACUCUGCGUGUUGCACCUGGGCCAGCGGCAGCGGCGCCAGCCGCGCCUGUGGUAGCAGCAUAGUAUACAACAUGCAUUUUGCACAGAUCAGAUCCUAA
This is a messenger RNA of Vanrija pseudolonga, 1648 nucleotides long. It is a transcript of the gene DPH1, whose product is annotated as 2-(3-amino-3-carboxypropyl)histidine synthase subunit 1. The transcript has 4 exons. NCBI's taxonomy places the organism in Eukaryota, Fungi, Basidiomycota, Tremellomycetes, Trichosporonales, Trichosporonaceae. Gene Ontology annotation, molecular function: 2-(3-amino-3-carboxypropyl)histidine synthase activity. The coding region runs from base 24 to 1613 and encodes 529 amino acids. The record is from RefSeq and is a predicted model, not a curated record. Gene Ontology annotation, biological process: protein histidyl modification to diphthamide.